AUGGCGUCCGGAGCUACUUCUUCCUCAGUCCUCAGCCUGCUCCUGCUCGCUGCCUUUGCGGCCAGCGCAAGAGCGGCCACGUUCACGAUCACCAACAACUGCGGCUCGACGGUGUGGCCGGCGGCCACGCCCGUGGGCGGCGGCACGCAGCUGGACCCUGGGCAGUCGUGGACCGUGAACGUGCCGGCGGGGACCCAGUCCGGCAGGGUGUGGGGCCGCACGGGAUGCUCCUUCAACGGCGGCAGCGGGAGCUGCCAGACAGGCGACUGCGGCGGCGCGCUCUCCUGCACGCUGUCCGGGCAGCCUCCCAUGACGCUGGCCGAGUUCACCAUCGGCGGCAGCCAGGACUUCUACGACAUCUCGGUUAUCGACGGCUACAACCUCGCCAUGCGAUUCUCCUGCAGCACCGGCGUGACCCUCAACUGUGGCAGCUCCAGCUGCCCCGACGCCUACCUCUUUCCCAACGACAACACCAAGACCCAUGCCUGCAACGGCAACAGCAACUACCAGGUGACCUUCUGCCCAUGA
This is a messenger RNA of Miscanthus lutarioriparius, 528 nucleotides long. NCBI's taxonomy places the organism in Eukaryota, Viridiplantae, Streptophyta, Magnoliopsida, Poales, Poaceae. The record is from the annotation of a GenBank genome assembly.